CUCCUAGCUGCGGCUUCGCCGGGCUUGACAGGCGCGGUCUCUGCCGGCAGUGCGUUGCCCUCACUUCUCUCGGCCUCCCGUUCGCGUCCGGCCGCCGCCGUCCCGCUGCCCUUUUCUCGAGCCUCCCCUUCCUUAUGUUCCGGGACCGGAGUCCGAGAAGCAAAGACCCUCUUCUUGCCCAGUCCCCAUCAUGUCCGAAGUGACCAAAGAGCUGCUGGAGCUGGUGUGGGGCACCAAGAGCAGUCCGGGACUGUCGGACACCAUCUUCUGCCGCUGGACGCAAGGGUUUGUGUUUAGUGAAGCAGAGGGAUCUGCAUUAGAGCAGUUUGAAGGUGGCCCCUGUGCUGUUAUUGCACCUGUUCAGGCAUUUCUUUUGAAGAAGCUUCUGUUUUCCUCCGAGAAGUCGUCCUGGCGGGAUUGCUCAGAGGACGAGCAGAAGGAGCUCCUUUGUCAUACCUUGUGUGAUAUUUUAGAAAGUGCUUGUGACAGCUCUGGAUCUUACUGCUUGGUUUCAUGGUUGAGAGGAAGGACACCUGAGGAAGCUGCUAGGAUUUCUGGGAGUCCUGCACAGUCUAGUUGCCAAGUGGAGCAUUCUUCUUCUGCCUUGGCUGUCGAAGAGCUUGGCUUUGAGCGAUUUCAUGCAUUAAUUCAAAAAAGAUCAUUCAGAACUGUAUCAGAAUUAAAAGAUGCUGUCUUGGACCAAUAUUCAAUGUGGGGAAACAAAUUUGGAGUGUUGCUUUUUCUCUAUUCUGUAUUACUGACAAAGGGCAUUGAAAACAUAAAGAAUUCAAUUGAAGAUGCAAAUGAACCUUUGAUAGACCCUGUGUACGGGCAUGGCAGCCAAAGCUUAAUUAACCUCCUCCUGACGGGGCAUGCAGUAUCUAACGUAUGGGAUGGUGAUAGAGAGUGCUCAGGAAUGCAACUUCUCGGUAUCCAUGAACAAGCAGCUGUAGGAUUCUUAACACUAAUGGAAGCUUUACGAUAUUGUAAGGUUUUCUGUUGCGUGUUAGCACAGCUGACUCAUCCCUGCUUUCAUAGGACAAGGGGACUGAGUUUUCUGCCCAUGAAUACAGAGUUCCUGAUUUCCACCUCCCUCGUGGUUGGUUCUUACUUGAAAUCUCCAAAAUUCCCUAUUUGGAUUGUUGGCAGCGAAACUCACCUCACCGUAUUUUUUGCCAAGGAUAUGGCUUUAGUUGCCCCUGAAGCGCCUUCUGAACAAGCCAGAAGAGUUUUUCAAACCUUUGAUCCAGAAGAUAAUGGAUUCAUAGCUGACUCCCUUCUGGAAGAUGUCAUGAAAGCCUUGGACCUUGUUUCAGAUCCUGAGUAUAUAAAUCUCAUGAAGAAUAAAUUAGAUCCAGAAGGAUUAGGAAUCAUAUUGUUGGGUCCAUUUCUUCAAGAAUUUUUUCCUGAUCAGGGUUCCAGUGGUCCAGAGUCUUUUACUGUCUACCACUACAAUGGAUUGAAGCAGUCAAAUUACAAUGAAAAGGUAAUGUAUGUGGAAGGGACUGCAGUGGUUAUGGGUUUUGAAGACCCCAUGCUACAGACAGACGACACUCCUAUCAAACGCUGUCUGCAAACCAAAUGGCCGUACAUUGAGUUACUGUGGACCACAGACCGCUCUCCUUCACUCAACUGAGUUGCCUGAGUAUGUGUAAGGAAUAUUGUCAGACCGGGUGUUGAAAGAGGAUUCAUGACUGGCUACAUAAAGCUAAACACUGGUAUUGUUGAUUAACUGUAAAUAACGAUUAAAAACACAUUUUCAGUGUUUAAGAUACGUUUAAAUUAUUUGUUCUAAAGCUUUAUGUUAAAGGUUAUCCUGUUUUAAUCCUUUCUGUGAAAUUUACUAACAAAAUUAAGCUUCAAUUAAAGUUCAUCACUUCUGCAGUCAGAGAAUUGGUUGUUACCAGAUUAUAAACACAUUAUAGCAUUUUUAUAAAUGGGAUCAGUCACAAAAACCUGCCUGGAAUAUCAUUUCAUUCAUUUCAUUUCACUGUAUUAUUUUUAGCAGCCUCUAUACCAAAAUGCAGAAGUUAAUUUUUGUUAAUUUUGUUUUUCAUUGCUAAAAUCUGCUUUCUAUCAGAAGUACUAAUAAAUCACAAAUUAUCAGCCCUGGUCCUUUGGUAACUAAUUUAACACUAGCAUGUUAAAAAAAAAAAAAAAGGAUACUAUAUGGGAACUUGAAUUUGUUGACAGGUGCCCAGGGAUGUGUUUUUACAAUGAUAGGGGAUAGCCUCUGUUUGCUGGGUGGUCUUAACUCUGUCACUUUCACUGGAUUGCUAAAUACACUUCUCCACCUUUGUUCCUACAAGCCUGCUCUCUUGUAUAUUUAUAAGCGUGGUAAUGCAUGAGACCAUCUACUGUUACAUUAGCAUAUUGCAUUAUUUAUUAUGACUCCAGUUAAUACCAUAAAUAAAGACUUUUCUUUAACUACA
Messenger RNA from Grammomys surdaster, 2432 nucleotides. It is a transcript of the gene Mindy3, whose product is annotated as MINDY lysine 48 deubiquitinase 3. Gene Ontology annotation, molecular function: cysteine-type deubiquitinase activity; K48-linked deubiquitinase activity. Gene Ontology annotation, biological process: protein K48-linked deubiquitination. The transcript has 16 exons. The coding region runs from base 191 to 1636 and encodes 481 amino acids. Lineage: Eukaryota; Metazoa; Chordata; Mammalia; Rodentia; Muridae. The record is from RefSeq and is a predicted model, not a curated record.